AUGUUUCUAAAGAGAAAGCAAACAGCACCACAAUACGAUGACGAUGAGGUGGAAAAUCAAUAUGAUGAUGCGGAACAAGAACCAAUAGAUGAAGAGGAUGAAUUAAAUGAUGAUGAACUAAAUGCACUCUAUGAAGAGGAACAACAGGCUGACAAUUCCGAACAACAAGAACAAGAUGAAGAUGAAGAAAUGGAAGAUGAUGAAGAGGAGGAUAAAGAAUCAUCUUCGGAGGAUGAAAAAACACUUUCAUUUGCUGAAAGAUUGGCACUCAGUAAUAUGAAACCAAAAUCAAAUUUCAAAACAAAUGAUAAGCAUCUUCAACAACAAAAUAGACAUCGUAAUGGUAAACAUCAUACUCCAACAAAGAAAAAAGUUGAAAAGGGUGAAAAGACUGUUAUUGAAAGGAAAAAUAAGAAUGCUCCAAAGGAAGUGAGUUCAAAACUCAAACCAAAAUCCAUUCCAGACAUUGCAAAGAGAUUGGGUUAUGUGAAAAAAAAGUCACGUGAUCCUAGAUUUGACCCAACAGCAAGUGAUACAGAUCCAUCAUCGUUUAAACAAUUUUCUGGCCAUUAUAAACAUGUUUUCGAUCAAUUAAAGGAUGAAAUAGACGAAAAUAGAGAAAGAUUAAGAGAUAAAUCACUGACCUAUGAGGACAGAAAUGAAAUUCAAAGAGAAAUUUCAAGACUUCAAACCAGAAAUAAGAAAUUCGAAACUCAAAAGGCCGUUGCAGAGGUCAAAGACUCAUUCUACAAGAGAGAAAAGAAAUUAAUCUCAGAAAAGGGUAAACAAGCUUACUUCUUAAAAGAUUCUGAUGUGAAAAAGAUUCUCAAAGAAAGAAAAGUUGAAGGUAUCAAAAAAUCAGGCAAGAUGAACAAAUUCAUCAAAAAGACCAAGAGAAAGGAUAAGAGUAGAGUUGCCUCACUCAUGCCAACCAAGAGAAGAGAAUAA
Messenger RNA from Naegleria gruberi, 948 nucleotides. RefSeq lists its product as uncharacterized. The record is from RefSeq and is a predicted model, not a curated record. Gene Ontology annotation, cellular component: 90S preribosome; nucleolus. Bases 1 to 948 code for a protein of 315 amino acids. NCBI's taxonomy places the organism in Eukaryota, Heterolobosea, Eutetramitea, Acrasida, Naegleriidae. The transcript has a single exon. Gene Ontology annotation, biological process: maturation of SSU-rRNA from tricistronic rRNA transcript (SSU-rRNA, 5.8S rRNA, LSU-rRNA).